Messenger RNA from Musca domestica (house fly), 870 nucleotides. RefSeq names its product peritrophin-55. Gene Ontology annotation, cellular component: extracellular region. Gene Ontology annotation, molecular function: chitin binding. The transcript is spliced from 2 exons. The record is from RefSeq and is a predicted model, not a curated record. The coding region runs from base 144 to 812 and encodes 222 amino acids. Lineage: Eukaryota; Metazoa; Arthropoda; Insecta; Diptera; Muscidae.
AGACCGAAUGUGUUUCAUAUAAAAACCUCAAGUGGUUGAUGAGUUAAUCAGUGUGUUCCAGCGUCGUCUUCGGUGAACUACAAUAUUGGAAAAGCAUUUCGUUCGAGUCGAGAAUAAAAACGGAAAUUAAUAUUCAUUCCAAAAUGAAAGCUGUGUUUGUGCUAUUUGGUGUCUUGGCCCUGAGUCUCGGUGUACAUUCGGCCACAUACGAAUGUCCCGAUGUACCAGACUACACCACCACCUUAAAGUUGGCUUGUGAAGGCUAUGAAUUGCAGUAUUUGUGGCCCAACUAUGCCAAUGUACAGCAAUACUAUCGCUGCCAAGGUGAAGGAAAUCCCAUUUUGGUUAAUUGCCCUGCAAAUACCUAUUUCAGUUUUGUUCUGCAAAGCUGUCUCAGCUGUCAAGAAUAUAUACCAUCCCAAAUUUGCCAGACAUUGAAAGUUGAGCAGGGUUCCGUUUGUGUACCUAUUGCUAACACCACAACUCCAGCUCCUACUUCAGCUCCUACUCCAGCUCCUACUCCAGCUCCUACCCCAGCUCCUACUCCAGCUCCUACUCCAGCUCCUACUCCAGCUCCUACUCCAGCUCCUACCCCAGCUCCUACCCCAGCUCCUACUCCAGCUCCUACUCCAGCUCCUACUCCAGCACCCACCCCAGCUCCCACUCCAGCCCCCACUCCAGCCGGUUCUUCCAUUCCCCCACCACCAGUACCAUCCACCUCCGCACCUGGUGUUCCCACGCCUCCAGUUGCUGGCCCCACACCACCAACAAUUGAAAAUACCCCUCCACUAGAGGCAAAUCCCAGCUCUUAAGUUCAAUAAACCCAACUUAAAGCUUUUGAUUUGAAUAAAAUGAAUAUUUUGCAAUUUA